Messenger RNA from Leguminivora glycinivorella, 531 nucleotides. RefSeq lists its product as uncharacterized. The transcript is spliced from 19 exons. The record is from RefSeq and is a predicted model, not a curated record. The coding region runs from base 187 to 531 and encodes 114 amino acids. Lineage: Eukaryota; Metazoa; Arthropoda; Insecta; Lepidoptera; Tortricidae.
UGCCCACUGUUCGCGGUAACGUCAUUAGCUACGAUCGUCGUAAUAAAUGCAGGAUUUCAUAACGAUGCAUACUAUAUAAUUCCUGAAGACUAUUAUCAGAAAAAACUGGGAGACUUUCCAGAAUGGUGGCGUACCACAAAGAGACCACCGCCACAAAGAAAAACACGAGGCACAACACCAACAAACAUGAAGGCGGAUGAGGGUUUCUGCAAGUCUACGUGCGAGAAAAAGGAAGUAAGACCGUGCAGUGAGAAACUACUAACCUGCCCCAUGAACGAAUGUAAUAUGGAACGAAAAAAGCAUUGCGAUUACGAAUGCAAUGGAAAUAUGUGCCGGUCAGAGUGCCAGUCUGAAAAAGAAAAAUGUCACCUUAAAUGCACCGGUAUAAAGUGCGAAGUUGAGUGUACUGCAGAUAGAUGUAAAGCCGAGUGCAUAGGGAGCAGCUGUAUCGCCAAAUGCCACGGAGAGAAGUGCAUUGCUGUAAGGCGACAUGGAUACUUCAAGAGUGAAGUUAGUCAACCACACUAUUAG